This is a messenger RNA of Cataglyphis hispanica, 2295 nucleotides long. Its product is annotated as putative serine protease F56F10.1. NCBI's taxonomy places the organism in Eukaryota, Metazoa, Arthropoda, Insecta, Hymenoptera, Formicidae. Bases 292 to 1794 code for a protein of 500 amino acids. Gene Ontology annotation, molecular function: dipeptidyl-peptidase activity; serine-type exopeptidase activity. The transcript has 10 exons. The record is from RefSeq and is a predicted model, not a curated record. Gene Ontology annotation, biological process: proteolysis.
CCGAUCUAAAUCCUGAGGGAGGUUAUAAAUGACAUUUAUAACAAACCGAAGAACGAGGAACUUUGUCGGCUGCGGCAGAUCAAACGCUUUAUCAAAUGCUGCUGUUUGGCAUGAUAAAUAUUUAAGCGAUCGUCCUUGAACAAUUGUUUGUGUUUAUAUUAUCAGUACGUUCUCCGGUACGGCAAAGCUUAUCGCAAGGAGUGUUUCAAUCUUUUUGCUGCAGUAAGUGUGUAACAACUGAUAUUUUACAAAGAAUUGCUUUCAUACUAAAAGUGGAGAAUAAUAAUUCAAAUGCGUUUUAAUAUGCAGUUUUUACUAUUAUUACCAAUUAUUUUAAAUAUCAUAAAUAUCAGUACAGCAUGGCGUACUUUCUUGAGAGGUCGGAGCAAAUAUGGCAAUUUAGGAGAGCCAAUUUUAUCUUCUAAAACUUAUGUGCUUCCUGAGGAACAAUGGUUCACGCAACAUUUAGAUCAUUUUAAUCCAACUGAUGCUCGUGUUUGGAAGCAGAAAUAUUUUGUCAAUUCCAAUUUUUAUAAACCAAAUGGCCCAAUAUUUUUAAUGAUUGGAGCUGAAGGUCCAGCAAAUGCUAAGUGGAUGGUAGAAGGUCAAUGGAUUGAAUAUGCCAAAGAGUUUGGGGCAAUGUGUUUUUAUCUAGAACAUCGUUAUUAUGGAAAAAGUCAUCCUACCCCGGAUCUUAGCGUAAAGAAUUUGAUAUAUUUAAGCUCACAGCAAGCAUUAGCAGACUUAGCAUAUUUUAUUCAUAAUAUUAAUAUUGGAUACAAAUUUUCAAAUGAGACAAAAUGGAUUGUAUUUGGAGGAUCAUAUGGAGGAUCUUUAGCUGCUUGGAUGCGUGCUAAAUAUCCUCACUUAGUACAUGGAGCUGUAUCUACCAGUGGACCAUUGCUAGCGCAGAUAGAUUUUCAAGAAUAUUUUGUUGUUGUUGCAAAUGCUCUGAAAGAUUCUUCUAAAAAAUGUAUUGAUACAGUAGCAGAAGCUUACAGAGAAUUAAAUGUAUUGUUGCAUCAUGUUGCUGGUCAACAACAAAUAGAGAAAAGAUUCAAAUUAUGUGAUCCAAUUGAUCCUGGGCAUACAAAAAGAAUAGACAUUUCCAAUCUGUAUGAAACAUUAGCAAGUAAUUUUGCUGGCAUUGUACAGUAUAAUAAAGAUAAUCGCCAAAGCUCCCAACCUGCUAAUAUCACUAUUGAUACCGUAUGUGAUAUAUUAGUAAAUGAGAAGAUAGGAAUACCUAUCGAUAGACUCGCUUAUAUAAGCAACAUGAUAUUAAAUGCUACUAAGGAAAAGUGUUUGGAUUACAGAUAUGGCAAAAUGAUUCGUGAACUUCGAAAUAUUACUUGGGCUAGUGAACAAGCAGAAGGAGGACGUCAAUGGAUGUAUCAGACUUGUACAGAGUUUGGAUUCUUCCAAACUUCAACUGCAAACCCUAACUUGUUCAGCAAUGCCUUUCCAGUAAAAUUUUUUAUACAACAAUGCAUCGACAUUUUUGGACCUAGAUAUGAUAUAGAUUUAUUGAAAUCUGCUGUCACUCGAACAAAUAUCUUAUAUGGUGCAUUAAAUCUACAAGUGACAAAUGUAGUAUUUGUACACGGUUCUGUUGAUCCUUGGCAUGUACUAGGUAUUACAACAUCCUCUAAUCCGCAAGCACCUGCUAUUUAUAUCAAUGGCACUGCACAUUGUGCAGAUAUGUAUCCUUCAUCAGAAAAUGAUAUGCCUCAGUUGAAAGAAGCUAGAAUACAAAUAAAAGAUUUAAUCAAACAAUGGUUAAAGAAUUUGUGAGGUACACACACACAUAUUAUCAUGUAUAUGUAUACAUCACAUGUGUGAUAAUGAUAAAUAAUAUAUAUCGUAUAAAUAUCCACAUCAUUAAAAAAAAAUGCCAAAAUUUCUCAAAAUGUUUUAAACGAUUAUUAAUAUCGCGGAAUUUUUUUUUCUUUUAUUAUUUUUGUUACUUUUCUCAUGUAAAAUGAAAAACAUUUAUAUAUGUAUAUAUAUGAAAUAAGUAUAUAUAUAUUCAUAUAAAUAUGUUUAUUCUCUCUCUAAAUUCUUAUACAAAGUGGUAUUAAAUCUAAUAAUAUUCGCAUACAUGUAAUAUACGAAUGCGCGCUAAUAUUAUGUACCAUGUUUGAGUGACAAAAAUGUUUUUUCAAUAGAUUAAACAAGUUUGCCCCAAAUGGCACUAUCAUAAUUUAUUGCGAUAAAUAAAAUGAUGGAAAUGCAUAUACAAUGUCAUACCGCAUGUGAUUAUCUCAGUCAAUAAAUAAAAAGAUAUUGCAAAAA